Messenger RNA from Microdochium trichocladiopsis, 1141 nucleotides. RefSeq lists its product as uncharacterized. The annotation marks the transcript as partial. The record is from RefSeq and is a predicted model, not a curated record. The transcript has a single exon. Lineage: Eukaryota; Fungi; Ascomycota; Sordariomycetes; Xylariales; Microdochiaceae.
CAUUUCUCUUCCUCUUUUUCCUCGGAGAGAAACACAGUGGAGCGAUAGGAGGGACUCAACAACAGGAGGAUCGGUUGCAUUUUCUUUCUUCUUCUUUCCUUCUUUCUCCGGAGGAGCAGUGCCUACAGCGGAGGGGGGCACCGGAGCGAAUGUAUUUUCCUCAUGUGAGGAGUGUACCCGUGGCCCUGUUGUCGGGCCCGGGAAGAAGCAGCGAGAUGAUGGAGAGCUGCUGGAUGAGGUUGGCACGGGAGGUGCGAGAGGAGCUGCGUGCGGAUCUCCAGAGUGUAGACCUGGGACGGUUGGAGCGGAGCUUGACAGGUGCGCUGGUCUCGUGGGCGGAGACGUUUGGGAUUGAGCUGGAAGGUCAUGGACGCCCGGAGGCUUGUGGACGAGGGCUGUACAGGUUGUCUGCGUUUGACAUGUCCUGCCUCAUGCUGGUGCAUGUUGGCUGGGCUGGUGCGGGACGCUACUACAGGGACCGUCUCGGUGCGAAGCACUGGAUCGCUGUGCGACAUUUGAUGGACCGACCUAAGAGGCAGUGGUCUCUUGGAUGCACGUGUACGUGUCACCAGGAUAGUGAGGCGCAAGGUGAGUUGGUGUUUGCUUACCUGUCGCGCUUCGCUCUGAAUCGGGACGUGGUUCUGGCGAGUCUGCUGUAUACGGCGUAUACGGUACAUCUGCUGGGCAAGCUAGUUGGCGUGGACUGUCUGAGCCUGAUGGCUGGCGAAGUGGAGCAUUUGGUGAUGCGCUUGGAGGCAUGUAAACCCUUGGGUCUUGGGUUUCUUUCCUGGAUGGACCAGCAGCGACGUGUACUGGAGCUGGCCUCGUGCGGAGUCGGGGAGCGUGAGUGUUGUCCUUGCCUCUUGGGGCCUCCCUACCUCCGGGACUUCAUCUCUGUCAUGCCGGGGGCGGACGAGAGAGAUCUUUCGUUGGUGCUGUGGCAGCAGUACCGGACUUCUCCGUCAGGCGUUAGCUGAGAUGAACACCAGCGGUGGCUGGACAAGGUGCGCGUAGCCAAUUGGCGAGAGGUGCUUUGUACCGGGUUGUGACCUCUUCGCAUCUCGUGUGCGAUGGAACAAGUUGUGGAACAAUCCAGUAUGGAGGCGGAGUGUAGAACCAGAGAUAUUGCAUAAACAGCGUG